UUUAAUAGUAGGGGCAAGUAGGGGCUAAUUUGGAAAUGUCGAUGAAGUGUCCGUAAACCGUGGUCCCAAAGCGUUAAUGCACUGUGUUUGUUAGUUUCGUCGUGCAUCUGAGAAUUUUAUUGACUGAGUGAAAGUAUUUGCGUGUAGUAUGCCGCAGUUUCAUAAAAUUGAAAUAAACAGAACCGAAUGGGAGGUUCCGGAACGAUAUCAAAUGCUAACUCCAGUGGGAUCAGGGGCUUACGGUCAAGUGUGUUCAGCAGUUGACACAACGACUGAGCAUAAAGUAGCAAUAAAAAAGUUAGCCAGACCAUUCCAAUCAGCUGUACAUGCAAAAAGAACAUAUAGAGAGCUUCGUAUGUUGAAACACAUGAAUCAUGAAAAUGUAAUUGGUCUAUUAGAUGUAUUUCAUCCAUCCUCUUCUCUGGAAGAUUUUCAACAAGUAUAUUUAGUUACACAUUUGAUGGGUGCAGAUCUCAAUAAUAUUGUAAGGACCCAAAAACUUUCGGAUGAUCAUGUACAGUUUCUUGUGUAUCAAAUCCUUCGUGGUCUUAAGUAUAUUCAUUCUGCGGGUAUAAUACACAGGGAUUUGAAACCAUCCAACAUAGCUGUGAAUGAAGAUUGUGAACUGAAGAUUUUAGAUUUUGGAUUAGCGAGGCCUACAGAGAAUGAAAUGACCGGAUAUGUCGCCACAAGAUGGUACAGAGCCCCAGAAAUCAUGCUCAAUUGGAUGCACUACAAUCAAACAGUUGACAUAUGGUCAGUUGGAUGUAUAAUGGCUGAACUGUUAACAGGGAGAACAUUAUUUCCUGGAACAGAUCAUAUACAUCAACUGAACUUAAUAAUGGAGAUAUUGGGUACUCCACGAGACGAGUUUAUGCAAAAAAUAUCAUCAGAAUCGGCAAGGAAUUACAUACAAAGCUUACCGCCUUUGAAGAAAAAGAACUUCAAAGACGUUUUUCGUGGCGCUAAUCCUUUAGCCAUAGAUCUACUUGAAUUGAUGUUGGAGUUAGAUGCAGAGAAACGAAUUACGGCAGAACAAGCUUUAGCUCAUCCAUAUCUUGCACAAUAUGCAGAUCCAACGGAUGAACCAGUAUCGCUUCCAUAUGAUCAGAGUUUCGAGGAUAUGGAUUUACCAGUUGAGAAGUGGAAAGAACUUGUAUAUCACGAAGUUAUAAACUUUGUACCACAACAACUACCCACAUUGUCUUCAACAAUUGAAUCCGCUUCAUAAAGCCAUGUCAGUAGCACAAAUAAUAUAGACAUAAGCACAGUAAGAUAAAAUUAACGAGAAAUAAUUACAAAAGAAAGUAUAUAUUGUUAUAUACAAAACUGUCAUUGUAUAUAAUGUUACAUAGUAACAUAGGUAAUCAUACAAGCCAAUGCAUACUAAAGGCAGAAUGUAUAUUUUUGUUAAUGACAUACGAUACAAGAAAGUCUAAUAUUUUUCACUUUACACACAGAGAUUGUUUUAAAAUGUAAAUCUACGAAUAUACAAUUCGUAUUCGUAUUCAUGGUUGUACAUGAACAUUUUAUUAUGUAUCCAUGAACUUCGCAAUGAAAUGAAAUGUUUUGAGGCUAUAAUUACGUCACCGUAGGCUUAAUAUGUUUUGAAUGAAUAUUUUUCAUUAAAUUAAAUGAAAC
Dufourea novaeangliae is the source of this 1641-nucleotide messenger RNA. RefSeq names its product mitogen-activated protein kinase 14B-like. Gene Ontology annotation, biological process: intracellular signal transduction; protein phosphorylation. Gene Ontology annotation, molecular function: MAP kinase activity; ATP binding. The record is from RefSeq and is a predicted model, not a curated record. The transcript is spliced from 10 exons. Gene Ontology annotation, cellular component: nucleus; cytoplasm. NCBI's taxonomy places the organism in Eukaryota, Metazoa, Arthropoda, Insecta, Hymenoptera, Halictidae. Bases 149 to 1231 code for a protein of 360 amino acids.